CGCCGCGCGCCCCUGCGCGCCCCACGCUCCGCGCUGCGCUCCGGGCCGGUCUCGAUAACGUUAAUCCAGAGCAAGUGAUAGCUGCUAUUAGCAGACGACUAGAACCGGAGUACAGAAGAGUUUUGCCUGGAAUUGGUGGGAUUUUUAAGCAAGUUGCACAAGAAAAAUCAGCCUUUGCAUCCACGGCCUAGGCCCCUACAGGUGCCAUGACGCAGCAGCCCCAGGAGGGCUUCGACAGGAGCGUGGAGGAUGCCCGGGAGUGGAUGAAGGCCAUACAGGAGCGACUGCAGGUCAAUGACAACACCCAGGGACCCCGCGCGGCGCUGGAGGCCCGGCUGCGAGAGACCGAGAACAUCUGCCGGCUGGAGCCCGAGGGCCGCGUGAAGGUGGACAUGGUGCUGCAGGCGGCCGAAGCCCUCCUGGCGUGCUGCCGCGAGGACCAGAAACCCGAGAUCCUGGCCCAGCUGAGGGACAUCAAGGCCCAGUGGGAGGAGACGGUCACCUACAUGACUCACUGCCACAGCCGCAUCGAGUGGGUGUGGCUGCACUGGAGCGAGUACCUGCUGGCCCGGGACGAGUUCUACCGCUGGUUCCGGAAGAUGACCGUCACGCUGGAGCCCCAGGUGGAGCUGCAGCUGGGCCUGAGGGAGAAGCAGUGGCAGCUGAGCCACGCCCAGGUGCUGCUGCACAACGUGGAGAACCAGGCCGUGCUGCUGGACCGGCUGCUGGAGGAGGCGGCCUCCCUGUUCAACAGGAUCGGGGACCCCAGCGUGGACGGGGAUGCCCAGAAGAGGAUGAAGGCCGACUACGACGCGGUGAAGGCCAGGGCCCAGGAGCGGGUGGACCUGCUGGCCAGCAUCACCCAGGAGCAUGAGCAGUACCAGGCCAGUGUGGACGAGUUCCAGCUGUGGCUGAAGGCCGUGGUGGAGAGGGUUCACAGCUGCCUGGGGCGGAACUGCCAGCUGACCACAGAGCUCCGCCUGGCUGCCCUGCAGGACAUCGCCAAGGAUUUCCCCAGGGGCGAGGAGGCUCUGGGGAGGCUGGAGGAGCAGGUGCCGGGCGUGGUGGGGCACACCUCCCCCCUGGGUGCGGAGAGGCUCACUGCAGAGCUGGAGGAGAUGCGGAAGGUUCUGGAGAAGCUGCGGGCGCUCUGGCGGGAGGAGGACGGGCGGCUCCGCGGCCUGCUGCAGUCCCAGGGCGCCUGUGAGCAGCGCAUCCGGCGGCUGGAGGCCGAGCUCGGGGAGUUCCGGGAGCGCCUGGAGAGGCUGGGGCAGCCGGGCCUGGAGCCCCCGGCGCCCGGGGCCACGGAGGACCAGCUGGUGGCGCACUGGAGGCUCUGCUCGGCCACGAGGACCGCGCUGGCCUUGGAGGAGCCUCGUGUGGACCGGCUACAGGAGCAACUGAAGGAGCUGCUCAUCUUCCCCGACCUGCAGCCGCUCUCUGACCGGGUGGUGGCCGCCAUCCAGGAUUAUCAGAGCCUGAAGGCGACGAGCACCCGGCUCCGCCACGCCGCCGGGGCGGAGCUGUGGCAGCGUGUCCAGCGGCCCCUGCGCGAUUUGCGGCUGUGGACGGCCCUGGCCCAGCGGCUCCUGGAGGUCACGGCCAGCCUGCCAGACCUGCCCUCCAUCCACACCUUCCUGCCGCAGAUCGAGGCGGCCCUGGUGGAAAGCUCUCGUCUGAAGGAGCAGCUGGCUGAGCUGCCGCUGAAGGCCGAGCUUCUGGACGGCGUCUUCGGGCAGGAGCGGGCGCGGGCGCUGCUGGAGCAGGCGGCGGGGGCCCUGCGGGACAGGGACCUGCUGCACAACCGCCUGCUGCAGAGGAGGAGCAAGCUGCAGAGUUUGCUGGUCCAGCACAAAGACUUUGGGGCUGCUUUUGAACCUCUGCGGAGGAAGCUCUUGGACCUGCAAGUCAGGAUGCAAGCGGAGAAGGGGCUCCAGCGGGACCUUCCUGGAAAACAGGCCCAGCAUUCGAGGUUGCAGGCACUGCAAGAAGAAGGGCUGGAGCUGGGAGUCCAAAUAGAGGCUGUGAGGCCCCUCAUUCAGGAGAAUUCCAACCACCAGCACCAACUGGACGGGCUCUCUUCUGAUCACCAGACCCUACAGAGGGCCCUGGAGGACCUGGUGGACGCGUGCGGGCAGAGCGUGCGGGAGCACCGCGCCUUCCGCCACCAGCUGCUGGAGCUCCGACAGUGGAUGGCCGCGGUCACGCCCACGCUGGCAUCGCGCCGGGCACGGGCAGGCUCGGGGGAGCCCGCGCCCCACGAGGCGGAGAGGCUGCUGGCCGAGCUCCCAGGCAAGGAGGCCCAGCUGCCCCUGGUGGAGGGGCUGGGCCGGCUGGCGAUGGAGAAGUCUUCCCCGGAGGGGGCUGCUGCCAUCGGCGAGGAGCUCCGGGAGCUGGCCGAGGCCUGGCGGGCCCUGAAGCAGCUGGAGGAGGCGGUGCUGAGCAGGGACUGGCAGCUGCAGGUGACGCCGCCGCCGGUGGAUUCGGGCAGGAAGCUGAUUUUUACCAACAACAUUCCCAAGUCCGGCUUCCUGGUCAACCCCGGGGACCCCGUUCCCAGGCGGCGGCGUGGGGUGGCCCUGCUGGAGGAAGGGGAGGGCGGCCGUGAGGAUUUCUCCCGGCUACUCGGGAGCUUCAAGCAGUGGCUGCAGGUGGAAAAUUCCAAGCUGAUCCGGAUGAUGGCGACGAGAACCACCGCAGCCCAGGACGAGAGGACCAGGGAGACAAAGCUGCAGGAGCUGGAGGCUCGAGUCCCCGAAGGUCAGCAUCUCUUUGAGAAGCUCCUUCGCUUGGGCCCAGCGGAGGACCGUUCCGAUGAGCUGGAAGACGUGCGCUACCGCUGGAUGUUGUACAAGUCCAAGCUCAAGGACUCGGGCCAGCUCCUGACGCAGAGUUCUCCUGGGGGGCCGGCUGGAAUCCAGAAGACCCAGCGAUGGCGGCAGCGGCGUCGGGACCCCCGUGCUCUCCUGCGGAAGGCGUGCCGCCUGGCGCUCCCGUUGCAGCUCUUGCUCCUGCUCUUGCUGCUGCUCCUCUUCCUGCUCCCGGCCGGAAACGAGCGGCGCAGCUGUGCCCUGGCCAACAACUUCGCCCGCUCCUUUGCGCUCAUGCUGCGCUACGACGGCCCCCCACCCACCUAGCCCACCGAGGCACCCAGGUGAGGGACCUUCUGCGGCCUCCGCGGUGGCCCGGGCUCCUUUGGGGGCUCCCUGCUGGGAACAGGGACCGGCUAGAGAGCGCAGAUCCGCCGCCGCGUGGAUGUCUCUCUCCCUCGGGUUGCCGGGGCAGACUAACUUUUGAUACGGCGUUCGUGGUCUUUGUCUAUCUAUACCGAAUGUAUUCCGCGCGUUGAGGAUCUCACCCGCUCUGUUUGAGGCGCUCGUGUGACCGUUUCGUGGGUGAUGUCUAUUUGUAGAUGAGCAUUUCCUGUGUGUGUCUCCGGGGGGAUGUCACGGUGGUACGCCAGCCAUCAGCCCCGGAACACAGGGACCAUAACCCACCUCUUCGUUGGCAACUUCUUACCCAGAAACCCUAGGGCAAAGCCAGAUGUUAGGGAAAGGUAUCUGAGCUGUCAGCCUGCGAUGCAGAGCCCAGGCCCGAUUUACCAACAGUGAGCGCACACCUGGCCAGGUCAAUUCUGCAAAGCUCGAGAGAUUCCGUGCCGUGGAGCAGAUGCAGACACAGUGCUGGGCUUGGCCCAUCAUGGACAGACACGGAUCCUUCUCGCGAACUUGCCUUGGCUUUCUGUGGCCCUUGGCCUGUGCGGAUAAUUUUGUCGGGGCCGCAAAUGACAUUAUAAAUAUCCAGAUGAUCCUCGACAGAAAAGCAGGUUCCCCACCCCGCUAGGGAAGGUGGUUAGAUUUGGGUCUCUGGGUUUUGUUCCUGCAGAAAAGGAAAGGUUUCUUAUUUCCUCGCAGAAAGGUGGAACCCACUCAGCGUUGGCCCUGGGCAGCCCUGGGCAGAGCCGUGCCCCCUCGCCUGCUGUCAGGCUGAGGGCAGAGGGGGCAUCGGCUGGUCAGGGGCCAGGGAUGGAUGCCCAAGACAGAGGGGAGAGACUCAGCCUGGGGGCGGAGCCUGUCUCAGGGCAGGCUGUCUUCCCACAGAGGGCUUAGGCCCACUGGCCACGAAUACCCCCCACAUUCCUACCCUACCUGGAACCACAGGGCUGGUGCCUCCAGCUAGGGCUGGGCCGGGCGGGCCCCAGGCAGACCUGGGAAGAGACCAGUAGGACUCCAGGUUGGGCCUUUUAAGAUGGCGGGCAGUUUCUCCCUCUCCAAGGGAUUCUGGGAUAGCUCCUAAGUGCUUUAAAACUGGAUCGUGUGUUUCCUAAACUGACAAUCUUUUUUUUUU
This is a messenger RNA of Perognathus longimembris pacificus (Pacific pocket mouse), 4347 nucleotides long. RefSeq names its product spectrin repeat containing nuclear envelope family member 3 (gene Syne3). NCBI's taxonomy places the organism in Eukaryota, Metazoa, Chordata, Mammalia, Rodentia, Heteromyidae. Gene Ontology annotation, molecular function: actin filament binding. The coding region runs from base 207 to 3137 and encodes 976 amino acids. The record is from RefSeq and is a predicted model, not a curated record. Gene Ontology annotation, cellular component: nuclear outer membrane; meiotic nuclear membrane microtubule tethering complex; cytoplasm. The transcript has 19 exons. Gene Ontology annotation, biological process: nuclear migration.